Molecule: messenger RNA, 792 nt
Organism: Nicotiana tabacum (common tobacco)
Lineage: Eukaryota; Viridiplantae; Streptophyta; Magnoliopsida; Solanales; Solanaceae
Source: RefSeq, a predicted model, not a curated record
AUGGAACUGCACUUUUCCACUAGUUUCCACCCACAGACAGAUGGACAAACAGAACGAGUCAAUGCCUUACUAAAAUGCUACUUGAGGCAUUAUGUGAGCGCGCAUCAAAAAGAUUGGGCAAGGCUCCUAGACAUCACUCAAUUCUUAUAUAGCUUGCAGCGAAGUGAGUCCACGGGGCAGAUACCAUUUGAGCUAGCCAUAGGCCAACAACCACAAACUCCACAUUCAUUACCAGCUGCAUUCAAGGGAAAGUGCUUGGGGGCUUAUCAUAUGGCCAAAGGAUGGGAGGAGCAGCUUGACACUACUAAGUCCUACUUGUAUAGGGCAGCUAAGGUGAUGAAAAAGUUUGCGGACCGUGAGUGGCGUCCCAUAGACUAUAGAGUUGGGGACAUGGUCAAGGUGAAGUUUAACUCGAGACAGUUCAAGGCACUACGAGGCAUGCAUCCGAAUCUGAUUCGCAACAUGCUUAAGCCAUAUCACGAAGACAACGAUGAUCCGAGUAGGGGCCAAUCAAGUCGAGCGCCUAUUACUAUUAUCUCCUCGCAUGAUCGAGAGAUUGAGGCUAUCAUGGAUUACCAGGACAAGGAAAAACAAGGGCAGAAAGACACCAUUAUGUUCCUCGUCCAUUGGAAGGGGGAAUCUCAAAGGAGGCCACGCGGGAACGAUAUGAAGAUUUAUGAUAAUUCAAAGAUAACUAAGAUCCGAGAGUUUAUGCAGCAGCAUUGCGCCGUGGUCGUCGCAACAUUUAAUUGGGGAGAGUGUGAUGAUCCUUACUGUUAUCAUGCCACAUAG